AUGAAACCUUCAGAAAUUUCAGGGAAUGUAUUUCUGAUCGUAUUAAUUGGAGUUCUGUCCGUGGCUUACGUUUGUGAAGCAUUAGGUACUAAAUUGGUUACACUUGGCCAGCAAGUUAAACUGCAAUUUCCAACUGAUAUCGACAAAAUCGAGAAAAUGUUCGAACGUGAAUCCCGUCCAAUUGUUGAGAAGGGAGCACUGACGGAUUGGGCGCGCAAAAUGUUUGGUGAUCGUGUAUCGUAUGCCAGAGAUGGAACGCUAACUAUUCGUGAUAUUAAGCCAUCUGAUAUGGGCGAUUAUGAAUUCGAACAGGGUCGUGGAGUUUACAAGUGGACUUUAGAAAAAUUGUGA
Messenger RNA from Anisakis simplex (herring worm), 351 nucleotides. The record is from the annotation of a GenBank genome assembly. NCBI's taxonomy places the organism in Eukaryota, Metazoa, Nematoda, Chromadorea, Rhabditida, Anisakidae.